Molecule: messenger RNA, 753 nt
Organism: Ostreococcus tauri
Lineage: Eukaryota; Viridiplantae; Chlorophyta; Mamiellophyceae; Mamiellales; Bathycoccaceae
Product: Nucleotide-binding, alpha-beta plait
Exons: 1
Coding region: 1-753 (250 amino acids)
Cellular component (GO): cytosol
Molecular function (GO): mRNA binding
Source: RefSeq, a predicted model, not a curated record
AUGCACGGCGCGUCGUUGAUCGCCUCGAGCGCGCUCGCCCCGCGAGUCAUCGGCGGCGCCUUGAAUUCUGCCAAGUGCAACGUGCGCGACGUGCACAGAGCGCCUUUGAGAAGCGCGUUGAUGCAAAAAGGACUCGUUCGUGGAUUCUCCGUCGUCGCUGAGGCGGGCGACGAAGACGGCGCCGGCGCGGGCGGACGCCAGGAUGAGCACCGCGUGUACGUGGGGAACCUGAGCUGGGGCGUCACUGACGAAUCCCUCGCCGAACUCUUUUCGGAGUUUGACGUGCGAGACGCGAGCGUGAUGAAGGAUCGCGAGACCGGGCGUUCGCGCGGGUUCGCGUUCGUGAGCAUGAACAACGAAGAGGACGUCGAACGCGCGAGCGCGGCGCUGAAUGGGCGAGAGGUCGACGGACGGGAGCUUCGAGUCUCGAAGGCGCAGGCGCAGGCCGAACGUGGUGAACGACCGAUGAGAAUGCCGCGGCAACGACGGGAUUUUGAUCAGGCGGAGGGUCGCCGAGUGUACUUCGGUAACCUCUCUUGGGGGAUGGACCAAUACGACUUGCAGGAUCUUUGCAGCGAGUUCGGUUCUGUCGAAGACAGCCGAUUGAUCACCGACAGAGACACUGGGCGCUCCCGUGGAUUUGGAUUCGUUACCAUGAGUAACACCACUGAGGCCGAUGAAGUUGUUGCGCAGCUCAACGGUCAAGAUGUUGACGGUCGCGUUCUGCGAGUGAACAUCGCCACGUCCAACUGA